UAACGAAUUUUCCUACGGUUUGGAGGAUGGAUACGAUGAAGAGGGCUUGGGGAAGGAUCUUUUGCAACUACGAAAAUAUCCCUGGAGAUCAAUUUCGAAAGAAAAGCAAGCCAAGCAAGAAACCCACUCUCUCUUCUCUUAAUAAUCAUUCACAUGACGCAAUAUGCACACAUCUCUCUACUCGAGGCCGCCAUCUAUGCAUAGACACAACGCAAAUGUAUGAUUGUUGUGUCAGAAGAGAGAUAAAGAACCUUCUCUCUCUAGCUUUUGGGGAUCUAUAUAACAGACAGUGUCUCCCUUUGUUCUCUUUGUCCCUCUGCCUUCCACACACACAGUUUUGUCUCUCUUUCUCUCUCUCUCUUUUCGUUUACUCUGCGUCUCAACACUCCUUCCCAGAAGAAAGAAAGCCAGCAAUGGAGAGGCUAAACUCGAAGCUAUACGUGGAGAACUGUUACAUAAUGAGAGAGAAUGAGAGGCUAAGGAAGAAAGCUGAGCUUCUGAAUCAAGAGAACCAACAGCUUUUGUUUCAACUCAAACAGAAACUCUCCAAAACUAAGAACCCUAGUGGAUCAAACAAUGACAAGAAUCUUUGUCCAUCAAGCUCUGCUUCUGGACAAUCCUGAAUCAAAAUCAAGAAAUGUUAGAGCAGAUAUUUGGAAUUGGUAGAAGAAAAGAUCCAAUCUUCCUAGGUUUUGUUGUUGUUGUUGUUGGUUAUUUGGUGUAAUGCAAGGAAGAUAGUAUAUCUAGUAGGUUGUUAUGAAUAGAAGAUUCUCUCUUGUGUCUCUAUAUUAGUCUUAUCAGUCAUAUUUUACAUUUGUUUCCAUUUUCUAUGUUAAUUGAAGAUCUCUUUUGCUUUC
Molecule: messenger RNA, 857 nt
Organism: Brassica oleracea var. oleracea
Lineage: Eukaryota; Viridiplantae; Streptophyta; Magnoliopsida; Brassicales; Brassicaceae
Product: protein LITTLE ZIPPER 3-like
Exons: 2
Coding region: 27-623 (198 amino acids)
Source: RefSeq, a predicted model, not a curated record